Molecule: messenger RNA, 2624 nt
Organism: Rana temporaria (common frog)
Lineage: Eukaryota; Metazoa; Chordata; Amphibia; Anura; Ranidae
Gene: LPAR6
Product: lysophosphatidic acid receptor 6
Exons: 1
Coding region: 642-1670 (342 amino acids)
Biological process (GO): phospholipase C-activating G protein-coupled receptor signaling pathway; positive regulation of Rho protein signal transduction
Cellular component (GO): membrane
Molecular function (GO): lysophosphatidic acid receptor activity
Source: RefSeq, a predicted model, not a curated record
CAGCCUCUUCCUGUGUUAUUCAGGCUUUUGUGCGAGAGUGUGCUCAUAGAAGCAGAAGCCACCACAAGCAAUACACAUCACACCAAGCUCUGGACUUUCUUUAUGCUUAAAACUUUGCCUUGUGGGCUAUAUUCGCUCAUAAUUUUUACAGGAAACUUUGCUGGACAGCAGCAAACGAGAGAGUCCUCCUCUGAAGUUUGCAUAUUCGACAAACACGGCAAGACUGAAAAUAUACCUCUUUCUCAGCAAUGGAUCUUGUGCUGCUCUUAAAGAUUACAGUAUUAUUUACUUGCUUGAUCUACUGCCACCUGGAAUAAAAGGCGCAACGCUGUAAAAGGUAACACGGAUUUCUGGAACAGAGAAUUCAAAGGAAGUCAUGAAACUUCAAUUGUGGAGAUGCUAAAGACUGUAAAUUUGCAAGUGGAACGUACAGCACAUCGUGGAAACAAACUAACAGGAAAAUCGCCUGAGUGAUACCCGGAGCUGGUUUGAGAUCAUUCCUGCUGGACCUCUGGAUGACUGCAAGAGGAAGCUCCAAGCUGGCCGCACGUGUGCACAGGUAGGAGAUCGGUGACCGGUAAAUACACAGCUCGACAAAGGGCUGGUACAAUUUGCCUGACGUGUUUGGACUAUUGUCGAAGAUGGUAAACAAUACUACGCACUGUCCAGUGGAUGACGAAUUUAAGUACAUCCUGUAUGGAUGUAUAUUUAGCAUGGUGUUUGUGCUUGGCCUGAUAUCAAACUGCGUUGCUUUGUACAUCUUUAUUUGCACCUUAAAAGUGCGGAAUGAAACCACAACGUACAUGAUAAAUUUGGCCAUAUCUGACCUCCUCUUUGUGUUUACACUGCCUUUUCGGAUUUUCUACUUUGCGGCAAGGAACUGGCCUUUUGGAGACAUACUGUGCAAGAUAUCGGUGACUCUGUUUUACACCAACAUGUACGGAAGUAUCCUGUUUCUCACUUGCAUCAGUGUGGACCGUUUUUUAGCAAUUGUACAUCCAUUUCGGUCAAAGACCAUCAGGACAAAAUUGAAGGCAAAAAUUACUUGUGGGCUGGUUUGGCUUAUUGUGCUCACAGGAAGUGUCCCGGCAAGCUUUUUCAGAUCAACAAAUACAAAGAAUAACAGCUCUUCAGAGUCAUGCUUUGAGAACUUCUCUAACGAUACCUGGAAAACGUAUCUAUCAAAGAUUGUCAUUUUCAUUGAAAUCGUAGGUUUCUUCAUCCCCCUCAUACUUAACGUCUUCUGUUCAACCAUGGUAUUAAGGACUCUGAAGAAGCCAGUGACCUUAAGCAGAAGCAAGCUCAACAAAAGGAAGGUGCUAUUGAUGAUCGUUGUUCACCUGGUAAUCUUUUGCUUCUGUUUCAUACCCUAUAACAUAAAUCUGGUGCUUUACUCGCUUAUGAGAACUCAGGCUUUUAGCAACUGCUCUGUGCAAGCAGCAGUCAGGACUAUGUACCCCAUUACACUCUGCAUAGCAGUAUCAAACUGCUGCUUUGACCCCAUUAUUUACUAUUUUACAUCGGAGACCAUUCAAAAUUCUAUCAAAAAGAGGAACCGUAUUAUGAGGAAGGAUUCACGUUUCUCUGAAACCAUUGGAUCAGACAAUUUUAUUCAGCAUAACUUACAGUCUCUAAAAGCAAAAAUAUUUGAGAAUGAGUCUACCAUAUGACAAUGGCAGCUUUCUGCAGUAUGUAAGCGGCUUUAGGCACUAACAAGCUAAAUACUGUUUAUACGAAAACUGGUACAGUAUACUGUACCAUCACAAGGCAUGUCUGUUUAGGGAAACUAUGAGAAGCCCUAAAUGAAUGUUAGAAGUCUUUGGAGCUUUUGCACAAGGUGGCUGCAUGGAGGUUACAGGGGGUCUUACAUCUGUUGGGGGAUGGACAGAACAGGAUACACAUGAUGAAAAAAAUGGUGGAUUCUUUCUUAAAACAGGAAAAGCCAACUAAAACCCCAACAUAAAUAAAAUGUCUGUCCACGUCCUCAGUAUACUUCACUGGAGGUCUGGAUCAUCUUAACAUAGAUUUACAAUGGAAAAUUUAAACAGUAUUUUUCUAAAACAAAUCCACUGCUGGUCACUCUAAAAUAGAUGUUGUUCCUUAAAAAUAUAGGUGCAGCCUUGGCUUUGUGAUCUCCAACCCGCAGCAAGGUAAAGUCCACCAGUCUUGUGAUUAAAAUGUGUGAAAUAGUAGAGCUGCUAUCACCUCAACAGGCAUGAGGUUAAAAAAAAGAAUCUAGCUUCUACUUAGUUGUUAGGAGGUUUCAGUAUUUGCAUGAAUGGCUGCUGUUCACAUAUAGUAUGCAUAUUUAAAAUUUGUUGCUGCUGAACAAUUUACAAAGCAGCCAAGCUCUGUCUGCAUAUUUGGGAGGAAAAGAAUGGUAAUAACAGUAUCCUUCUUAUAGAAGGCAAAUUCAUUUAGUAUAUUACUGAAUGCCAGAAUUGCAUUUUACAUGCCAAAUGCCCUUUAUAAACACUGUAUAUGUAAAAUUGUAAUCUAUUCUACUCUGUAGUGACUGAAUUGUGAAUGUAUUUAAAGUUGGCACUUUAUACACAAUGAAAUGGUCAACUGCUGUUCUGUUCCAUUAAAAUAUUGUCUUCAGAAGUAAAAUCUUUAGUUAUUAA